CACGUGGGAAUCACCCCUAAAUGAACUGGAUAUGCUGCCUCCAAUCUGGAGAGAUGGGGCUUUGCUUUUCUGCUUGGUGGCAUCUUGGGUGACUUGGGGAAAACCUCAGAGCCUUUGGGCCAGGCUGUGGUUCCCAGGGAGCUGUUGCUUUGCUAGUGGCAUGGCAGGGAGGCACGACAGGCAAUGGGACAGAGACGGGACAGUGGGUCUGGGCUGGGGGGGCAAGCCAAGGUGUGUGCAGUCCAGUUCCUGGACCCCUGCUUGGUCCAUUUUGCAUGAGCUGGGGAUUUCUGAGCACCAGGCGAGCCGGGGAAGCACCAGGGUGCCUUCCCGGGCAGCUGCCCCCGUAGCUGGGGCAUGGGGGGCUCCAUUCUGCUGCUGCUCUAGAGACAGGUGCUUGAGUGCUGCCUCGGAGGAUGCUCCCAUCUCUUGUGGGUUUGCACAAGGAAGAUUCGGCAGCAAGGAGAUGCCACUGAGAGCCCAGGACUUCUCUGUAGCUCCCCCAGCCCACGUGUUGGGCCUUGAUCCCCCUCCUGGCGUCUUGUCUUGGCUCGUUUCCUGGAAUUUUCCAUCGUUUGGGUUAUAUUUGGGAUAGGCAGCCAAUAACCCCGUUUCUCACGGACAGCCCAGCUGGGGCUUGGCUCCAGCAGGAAGCACAGAGGAAGCGGGGCCAGCGCCCCAACACUGUGCUCCCCAGCAUCCUCCGUCUGCAACCCCCCUUUUCUUAGAUGAUGAAAACUACACGUGGCUGUUGUGAAGGCUGGAAAAAAGGGGAUACAUUCCCCUCUCUAGGACCCCUGUAUGCCCUCAGCCCCUGGCUAGAUUGGGGCUGGGGUGGCAAGGGAUGCUUGGGAGAGGCAGCUUUUGGCCUUUGGGGCACUUGUGAUGCGCUUCCAAAUCCACCAAGAACAAGCCUGGUUUGCGAAGAUGUUCUUGGACAGGUUGAAGUCCAGACUUUGCAACAGAAUUUCUCUGGGAUUUGAAGGGAAGAUCAGAGACAGUGCUGUUGAGUCAGCAGCCAGACAGUAACACUUCCUAGAGUGGUGAAAAGCCAGCCAAGCCCUGGGGCCAGCUGGUUGCUGCUCUGGCUGCCCAUCUGGAGGCUGUCUGGCUGUUCUGGGGCUCUGGCAGAGGGUGGCUGAGGUACCUGCCCUGCUUCUCCGCUGGGGAUGGGGCAGGAUGUGAUUUCUACCCAGCCUGUGGUGCGGAGAAGGGAAUCCCCUAAAGCAGAGAAGCAGAAGUAGAUAUCUGGGUGGCCGAAGGCAAGAUCCCCCUGGGGAAGCCCAAGGGGGAUGUGCAGAAUCGAUAGUGCUCGACCUCUGCUUUGCUCUGCGGACCCUGGGGCAGCGUGGAUCUGCGCUCUCCCCCCAUGGCCUCGUCCCAAAGCAGGGGUCCCCCUGCGGGUUGCCCGUGGUGUCAUAGCGCUGGUUCUGCUUCACGGCUGUUGCAUGGCUGGCGAGGGCUGGAACCUGCUGCUAAAGCGGCUGCUUGUGGUUUCCAGUCAGAUGCUUGUGCGAGUGUGUAACUGUCUCGGGCAGGAUCCAGAGAGGAUGUGCUCGGCACUGGAGCUGCUGGUGUCAGAGCCUUCCCCUCUCCUUACCCUCCACCAUCAUUAAUGCUUCCCGGGGACACCUGUAAAGCACUUUUCUCCUUGAAGCCUUUGCUUUUGCAGUCCUAAAUAUUAAUAUAAAGGCAGCCUGGGCAUGGACAGGAGUUUUGAAGUUGGGGAAACUGAGGCAGGGAAUGUGGGACUGUCCCUGAUGUCCAUCACUCUGGAGACUGGCAAUGUGUUGGACUGAUCCUUCCUGUUGGGUGAUGGCUAAAGUAUAUUUGGGGUCAAAGCUAGUGGUUUUGGUUGGUGACGUUGCCUUGCGCCUGCAUGAUCGGGGAAGGAAGCCCCCUCCUGCCUCUCAGCCUGCUUUUCCCUUCUGUUUUGCCAGUUUCUAAGCAGACCUUUCAGAGUCGUUUUUAAUUUACAAAAAGCCUUCGCCCUGCUGCGUUCCUCUGUGGUUUCCAAAUGAUAAAAAAAGAAAGAAAAAAGCUUAAGUAAAAAAAAAACCAAAACAACUCUCAAAUCUGAAAUUAGCAGCUUAGUUUGACCCUGAACUAACAUCCCCCCCAUCCAGUUCAUUUCCUUUCAUCUCUGGACCUGCCAGCAAUCUAGGAAAUCAGUUUUUCACGUGUCUCUGCCUGCUACAUCCCCAACAGCGGCCCUGCCUUGCCCUUGCAAAGCUUAACUCUGCGCUCAUUUAGCUCUCGCUAAACCCAACUGAGUUUCGCUUCUGCUGCCGCCAGCAAAAGCAGGAGCAGGACUGAAGCCAGCAGCCUUCGCAGCCCUGGACAGGGUUUUGUGGCCAUUCAGCUGGGUUUGAAGCCAGCCCUCUGCACAGCCGAGGCUAUUUUGGAAACCUUCACCUCUGAAGACCCCUUGGUUUUCACAUUGUGCAGAACCUCUGUCCUCACCCUGGCUGGCCCUGCCCGUGAUGGCGUUGUGUCUUAAGCAAGUCUUCAACAAAGACAAAACAUUUCGUCCUCGAAAGAAGUUUGAGCCGGGCACCCAGCGCUUCGAGCUGUACAAGAAAGCCCAGGCCUCCCUCAAGUCCGGGCUGGACCUGAAAGCGGUGGUGCAGCUGCCUCCCGGCGAGAGCAUCAACGACUGGAUCGCCGUGCACGUGGUGGACUUCUUCAACCGCAUCAACCUCAUCUACGGCACCAUGUCGGAGUAUUGCACGGAGAAGAGCUGCCCCAUCAUGUCAGGAGGGCUCAAAUAUGAGUACAGGUGGCAGGACGAUAGCAAAUAUAAGAAGCCGACCAAGCUGUCGGCCCCACAGUACAUGUGUAUGCUGAUGGACUGGAUCGAGAUGCUCAUUAACAACGAGGACAUCUUCCCCACCAGGAUAGGUAUUCCCUUCCCCAAGCAGUUCCAGCAAGUUUGCACUAAGAUCCUCACCCGCCUCUUCCGCGUCUUUGUCCACGUCUACAUCCACCACUUCGACAGCAUCAUCAACAUGGGCGCUGAGGCUCACGUCAACACAUGCUACAAGCACUUUUACUACUUCAUCAAGGAGUUCAGCCUCGUUGACCACCGGGAGCUGGAGCCUUUGAUGGCCAGAGUUAGUCCACAUGAAUCCCAUGACAGAGGAGACUCCUGCCUGCAGAGGUGCCUGUUCCCUGUACGUGACUAUGGGAGGCCACCAAGCAUCUGGAGGGAGCACAUCUGGAGCAGGACAGCAGAAAGAAAUGACAGAACGGAUUUGCCACUGAAGCAAAUUUUGGCAGGUGAACUCAGCUGGCUCAUUCGGAGUCCAACGGGACAAGGCACCCUAUGGUGGGAAACCUCUCCCCAAGGACUCCCCCUGGGCAUUUCAACUCAAUGAACUAUGAACACUGCAGAAGAGCCUCUUCAGGCCAAGGACAAAUCCCAAGCUUGCCAAGCAUCUCUGCACAGAUUUUUAUUUUGUCUUAGAAAGCCACUGACUAAUUGGAGAAUGAGGCAAGUUUGGUUGACUUUUGCACACUCUGGUUUCUAAGACUCAACCCCAUGUCUGAGAACAUCCCUUCAGCUGCCUUUCCUCUUGUUUCGUCCUCAGCUAUACCAAUUUCCAAAUGUUUUAGCAGGGAUUUCUGCCCUGUGAGCGGGUGUGACCUCGGCUACCGAGUUAUGGCUGUUAUGGUUCCCACGUGCAGUGGGUUUGUGAUACCAUCUGAGAUCAGCUCUGCAAAGCUGGUGACGAUUGAUCCCAGCUGCCUUCAUGUGUUUGGGUGCUAAUGUACCAUUUUUAACCAUGAGCUCUGAGUGUCCCUUCUGCCCUGAUUCAUGCUUUACCAAAGGGACUGUUUUCUCCCCCAAGGGAUUGGCAGAAGGGACUUUCUGAUGUUCUAAGGUGCAUCCAAUGCUGCUUGGACUAAUGGCAAAGUGGCCCCAUGACAGAGGAAAUGAAACAAGCCACUUUUGUGACCAGCACGGUCUACCCGAGAAACACUCAGUGGUGGAAAGAAACUGUUGCGAGAAAACAACAUUUUUAACAUGUCAGUAUUUCCUGAUACUUGGCUCAAGAUCAGCACAUUCUGGCUGUAGAAAUUGUUCUUUUUCCACUAUCCAACCCUACAGCACAAUAAAUCAGGUGGAGAAGGGUUUUAAGAGACAUCUAAUCUGCCCUGUUCUUCCAAAAAGGCAAGAUCAGUCCUUCUCAAACCGUUUGAAAACACACUGUUGCUACCUGGUCUGUACCAUUAUUCCCCUGAAAGGUAUCACAUCUCAUCAUUUCUCCCCCUUCUGUUUGCAAUGCCCGAUAACUAGUGUUGAGUUCCCUGAGCCAUUUUUCUUUACUGUCUUUGGGGAGUCAAAAUCAGAUUGUCUGAGCCACAGAAGCGUUAUGUUUGUGUUUCCUGCCCUUUUUUUUCUGGGAAAGUUUUGUAUACCAGACACAGCUGAUAUUUAUAAUCUGGGGUUUGCCCAUUUUUGGGGUAGGGAGGGGAUGUGGCUAGAAAACAUAAAUACUUAGGCCAACAUGAAAGUGCACAAGUGAAUUUUUAGUCCUCAAAGCACUUAUUUUGUUGUGAAAAUUUAUUUUUUUUAAUCUUGUGUACCAGAUGUAUAUUUUUACAUGGAAAUAAAACAGAGCAAAAUGGACACAAAACCACCUCACACAUCAUUCCAAUAUUUUCUGUGUAAAAUAAUCAGUCAAGUCCAAACAUUUUUGUUCUGUUAUUAAUGAAAUAAAUGUGAAUAAGCCUGAAUAA
Molecule: messenger RNA, 4743 nt
Organism: Columba livia (rock pigeon)
Lineage: Eukaryota; Metazoa; Chordata; Aves; Columbiformes; Columbidae
Gene: MOB3C
Product: MOB kinase activator 3C
Exons: 5
Coding region: 2484-3377 (297 amino acids)
Cellular component (GO): cytoplasm
Source: RefSeq, a predicted model, not a curated record